GCACUCCAUUUCAGACGGUGGCGUAAUGCGCCGCAAGUUGUUUACCAAGCGCCACAACGCAGAAGAAGAAGAAGCGGAAGGAAAAUGACGACGGCGACAACGACGUCCCCCGACCGGUCGCCUCGGGAGCUCGAGGCCGUCCUCGUCGACGUUUAUCGGCGUCGGCUGAGCGCGCGCGCCGACACCGCGAGACCGAAGCGGGACGCCGAGGAGGUGGCGCGCGCGAUCCUCGACGGCGUGCGCGCGCACCGUCGCCACGGCGACGGCGCGGCGGACGCGAGCUGCUUGGCUCUGACGCUGGUCGGCCGGACGGUCGCCGCGGCGACGGCCGGGACGCCGCGCGACGCCCGCUUCCGCCGGGACGUGCUGGAGGCCCUGCUUCGGGACUCGGACGUCGUGUCUCGGAUGGUGGCGGAGUUUGGCUGCGAACACCAAGUGCUGCGUCACUUGGCUGCCAAGAGCGCCUCCGCGUGUGUCCUCUACCAACUGCAAGUAUCUGGCGCGGUGAAUCCCGCGUGGCGCGGCACGUGCGAGCGGGCGCUGCUCAGCUUGCCCGCCGGCCCCGAACUGGACUCCUGUUUGUGGUCGCUGACGUUCGUCCUCCGGAAACUUCUGCGCGACCGUCGUCAAGAACUCGUCGGGACGCUCGUGACGAUCUUCCACGCGAGCGUCGGCGCCGCGGCUCGGAGGUUCCUGUCCGCGGACCGGAGCGCCCGGGACGCGGGGGCCGUCGCCGACACCUUUUGCCUGCUGCUGGACCUUCUGGAAAUCCUCGCGGCGUCCGGGACCGGAACGGACCUGACGCACGUCCACGCCGCCGCCUUGCUCGCCGCCGUCAACCGAGCGCCGCGCUACUUUGUCGGCAAGAGGCUGGCCUUGUUGCUGAAGCGGGCGGCGCUGCGCAAGGCCGGCGAGGACUGGCUGGACGCGGCGCCGGAGAGCGGCGCCGACGUCGGCGUUCUCGCCGCCGCCGUGUGGGACGCGGUGGCGGCCGACUGGUUGCCGAGCGUUCGCGUGGAGUCGCCGGCGUUUUUCGGCGGGACGAGCCGCGCCAAAGGCGGCGGGGAAGACGGGAGGUGCGACGCGGUGAUGCUGCGUGCCGUCGGCCUGCUGGUGAUCAAGAGCGUCCAGCACCACGCCGCCGCCACCCCAAGUGGGGCGCGCGAGCAUCUGGCCGGCCUGUGGCGGUUCCUGCGCGACAAAGGCGUGCGGCCGACGGACGCCGCCCACGACUGCGCCGUCCUCCCGCUGCUGUUCGGCGAGCAGGACGACGACUUGAUGGAGGCGGCCCAAGCCUCGCUGCUCAUCUUCCUCCGGCUCAGAGACGGCUCGGCGCCGCCCGACGACCCCUGCGCCGCCGGCUGCAACCCCCACUGCCACUUCCUGUUGCUCCUGCGCGCCGUCCGGUGGGACCACCGCAUCCUGCUGGACUUCCUCAUGUCGGCGGAAACCCGCUUCCUGGAGUACCUGCUGCGCUACCUGCGCUACCUGAGCACCGACCGGCGGGGCUUCGCCGCCUCGUGCCGGCGACUGGACGCCGAGGCGCCGCGUGGCCGCGACGGGCGGGAAGGGCGGCGGACCGGCGAGGAUGCCUCGGGGAGGGCGGCGCGGGACUGCCUGCUGCGCCUGCGCCUCCUGCUGGCCAGGCUGCACGGCAAGAAACUUUUUCCGUACAAGGCCGACGCCCUCCUCCGACUCUUGGCGCGAGCCGCGCCGCCGCUCGGCCCGGACUGACCGACUCGGCGCUUGUCUCGUCCGUUCAUCGGCGGCUGUUCGAAGAUCCUGAUGAGUCCAAAAUUUUGGACUCAUCCCCAAUCAUCCCCAGCAUUUGCAAAUGAUCAGGAUUGUUGUCGAUUUCACGAAACGCUCGUGCUGUUGCCGCACCGUCCUGGAUGUAAACCGACAGGCGGCCUCCCCGCUUCUUCCUUUGGUCGCUUGGCCCCCGUCUUUCGGAUGCGUGCCUGUCGCUGUCAAAGUAGGACACCUUUCCUACGCCGCUCGAUGCCGUUUGGCGCCGCGGCUCCAAUUUUUCCUUCUGAAAUGCGCUCGUGACCUGAGCAAGCUCCCGGUCGGCAAAGGCAUCUGGCCCGGAUUCGGCAUGAAGCUGGCGCAGCUGACCUUGAGUCGGCACCGGCAUAAUGCAUGCGGGCCGAACGCGGCCCGGGAGUGGCAAAGGAGGCGUGGCUUGACUCUGGCAAACCAGAUGAGGGCCAGUUGUGAAGUGAAGUAUUUGGGCCAGAAAUCAAUGUACAGCUCCGGCCCGUAUACGGCCAGUCAGGAUUGAGCCGCCCUUAAAUGCAGUUUCAGAUUCAUUUGUCCAACACACAGCCUUGUUUUACAAUUGCACACCGAUGCGGAAUUCCAUUCAUCACACACACGCGCGCGCGCGCGAGGUUCAAUCAGGCCCGCAGGAUAAUUAAAAAAUGAAAAAAAGACACAGAAUUACUAUUUUUAAUCAGGUGCAGAUCGUUGAGUAUCCGCUAGGGGACACUGUUUGACCAGAGAAGACAACAACAGCCUCCGUCAGUCGCUCAGGCAGACCCAUGACAGCAGAUGCUAUCAAUAGCGCUCUCACAUUGACGCCUUUAAUAGCACUUUCCUUCGUUUGUAAAGGUGUAGGCAGGGAUCACAUUUAGAUUUUAUAUGCACGUGUAAAUGGUUUAAAACUUCCUUUCUUUAUAAAUCUUGUUUCAUCAUAAAGUGCAUGACUAUAUUUUUCAAUACCAAUCACUUGUUAAUAAGUUUGUACAAUCAGUUGCAAUGCAUUGAUGCGAAUGAUAAAAGUAAAUUGCACCUUUGUUGAAGGAAAUGGAAGGCGCUUCAUGAAAUGUUUUGUAAAAGAUACGUUCAUUAAAUGUCAUCAUUUUCCAAAUGUU
Messenger RNA from Hippocampus zosterae (dwarf seahorse), 2876 nucleotides. RefSeq names its product lines homolog 1 (gene lins1). The transcript is spliced from 6 exons. Bases 85 to 1734 code for a protein of 549 amino acids. The record is from RefSeq and is a predicted model, not a curated record. Lineage: Eukaryota; Metazoa; Chordata; Actinopteri; Syngnathiformes; Syngnathidae.